Molecule: messenger RNA, 2771 nt
Organism: Saccoglossus kowalevskii
Lineage: Eukaryota; Metazoa; Hemichordata; Enteropneusta; Harrimaniidae
Product: metabotropic glycine receptor-like
Biological process (GO): G protein-coupled receptor signaling pathway
Cellular component (GO): membrane
Molecular function (GO): G protein-coupled receptor activity
Source: RefSeq, a predicted model, not a curated record
AUGUCUCUGAUACAGUGGAGGUCAUUAUAUAUACACGUAUACUCGGCGUUAUUCUGCUUGUUGUUAACAUCGGUAGACGGAGAAGUAUUUGCGAGAACCAGAAAUGUGUAUAAUAUGAAAAUUAGUCACGUGGUUAACACCUUGAAUACAAAUCAACUAUCACGAUGGGACGUUCCUCACCACUCAAUAGAGAGGGACGCAGUUGCUUGGCAACAAAAUACUCAGCGAGACAUCGGGGACCUUUUGAAUAAAGAAUAUACAUCCACGAGUAGAGAAUUCACUGAUAAAACCUUAUUGGGCAAUAGCAAAUUCAGACGCACUAGCUCGAUUUUAAAUCAGAGGACAUUUUUGAAAGACCGGAGGUUGCGAUUUCUAGAGGAAAGCCACUCAUCUCGUGAUGGGCUCGCAGGAGAAUUCGAUAAUACUAAGCGGGUUCGGAAUAAAAGACAAACUGAUGUAUUUGAGUAUUAUAGAAUGAAAUACGACGAUGACGCUGAUGCUGCACUGGGAUUUAUCAAAUACUUAGAUGAGCACAAUGAAAACUGUACACGUGUGAAGCUAUCUUUUCUGAAUAUUUACACUGCCAACGCCACUUACAGUGGAUUCGCCAAUCAGGCAAAAACAGCAGUAAAAACGUCAAAUUUAUUGAAUACAUUUUAUCAGACAAUCCACCACAAUGUAGUGGAUUCUAGUUUUCUUACCAACAGCGCUGUGUAUUUUUCCCUAGUGCGCAAUAAUGUAGAGAGUGACGUCAAUAUAUUUGGCUCCUGUGUGGCUUUCGAUAGUUACCAGUACAAUGAUACUUUGGAGCUAUUCGCUCCGUAUGCAUAUCGCGGCGACAAGGGCACAGUUUUCACUAAGGAUUUAGCAGUUUUGAAUUACACUGCACCAGAUACGGAGAGUAUGGACUGGUUUACGUACCAUCGCGCCAACCCGCCAGUAGUUUAUAAUAUGCACGAAAAAUUUGGCUACCAUCUACCGAGGCACAAUGAGACUCACUUUGAUAAACAGUUGAAUUUGACACAUAUUUUUAUUGAGGAAUCCGAAGGGUCCUGGAGUUCGCCGUACUUUGACUGUGGGGGAGGUAAUUCCUGGAUGUUGACAUACUCGGUGCCUUUCUAUGGAACUAACUAUGAGUUUAGGGGCGUGGUUUCAGUUGACAUCGAUCUUCAAACAAUAGAUAUCAAUCAAUGUGCCAAUGAUACUUCUAUGUUUUCUGGGACGCACAAAUGCAAAAAUACAACAGAGUGUGUUCCCAUUUCCAGUCAAGGGUUCCGUGGUGGCUCUUACCAGUGCGUAUGCAAAGACAAUUACUACUUCCCCGUGACCAACUCGCCUAAUCGCUCAUACAAUGGAACAACUCUUGAAGACGAAUAUCAUAGGAAGAUAUUCGGUUUUCCGAAUAACUACGAUGACGGAUUCGAGUGUUUACCGUGUCCGAAGGGAUGUGAUGGUUGUGUGGACGAUACGCCGUGUUUUGUCGAAGAAAACCUAAUACUGAGAUCCAUUUUACUUGGCGUUGAGCUGUUGUGUAUGUUUGUUGUUGUCAUAUUGAUGCUGGUGAUUUUUAAAUUCAGGAGAGUGAAGGUAAUUAGUCACGACAGUCCGUAUAUGCUGGAAAUCGUUCUCUUUGGUGCCUUGCUCCUCUACUCCGCUGUAGUGGCACGAUACUGGGCACCUAAUACGUUGGUAUGUCUGUUGGUGCGCUGGCUUAGAGAAUGGGGAUUCGCCGUAGCCUAUGGUAUGCUGAUAUUGAAAACUUACAGAAUUCUUGCAAUUUUCCAAACACGUUCAGCUACGCGUGUGCUCGUGCGUGACAGAGAUCUACUCAAGUGGCUGUGCUUGAUUUUGUUUAUUCUGUCGGGAUAUCUUGCCGCGUGGACGGCAUACAGCCUGGAUGAAAUCAAUCGAUGCGGUCGAGACAUGCUAGAAAUCGGCGUGGUGGAAACAGUAGGUCUCAAAUAUUACGUAUGCAGGUCAGAUUGGUGGGACAUCGCCAUUGAAGCAGCCGAAUUUCUAUUUCUCAUAUUUGGAAUAUAUCUAUGUUAUCUGGUGCGAUCGGCGCCUACAGACUUCCACGAGACACGGUAUAUUAGUAUAGCAAUCUACAACGAGACAAUAUUUUCAUUGUUUUUACACGUAUCAAGGCAAUUUGUUUGGUAUAUGGCUGGCCCUGAAUGGAUUUAUCUAAUGUACGUAAUCAGGUCCCAGUUAACAACAACUGUCAUGGUCGCUCUGAUAUUUAUACCUAAGUUGGUGCGUGUUUUUAAAAUGAAAAGCAGUGGACACUUCAGAGAGAGGGCGUACUCGGAGGGAUUGUCGCUGGAAAGUAAAUUACGUUCAGCAGCUAACAGUGGCAAUUCAUUUAACGACCCAGACCUCAAUCAAGAGGACGUCAAGGAGGAACUCAAGAGACUCUACACUCAGUUGGAAAUCUACAAAACAAAGACAAUGAAAAUAGACAACCCACAUAUACCUAAAAAGAAGGGAGGACUCGGCGCAAGGUGGAAAACUGCGAGGAAAUUUUCCCGUCGAUUUAGUCGUAGUCUUCAAGCACCAGGACAAGACAGUGAUAGGGAAAGGUCAUCAGAAAUCGCUCGGAGCACAGAGAGUCUGGCAAGGCCGCUCGAAAUGGACGACGUGAGACACCAUCACGAGGACCACAGAGAUUCCGAUCACCGUAUAAUAGGGAACUCUACAAAACAUGUUGCAAACCAAAGGUGGAUGUGUCAACAAUGACAAUUAUGAAUCACUCAUGAGUCACUUUAAGA